AUGGGGAACAACCCCUCUACCUCCAAACCCUCGAACCCGUCCAGCCAGCAGCAUGAGCCGCCCCGGCCUGGGAGGCGCGAUAUCAACAAGCAUCCCAUACCGGUCCACCACCAGCGCACUGCCGCCCCGCCCGAGCCGUCACUCACACAAGCCCAGGGCACUGCCGUGCAGCCGACAUCGAGCAGCAACCGCCCGAGGUCGCUACAACACCGGGCCGCGCACUCUCUGAGCAAUUCGCCCGCCAGCUCCGUGACCUCCUCUACCAAACCCGUCGACGUCAAGGCACCCAGGCCCAGCUCGAGCCAUGAGCCUACCAAGCCAGUAGCAGUCCCCAAUUCGCAAAACUCGCAAAACUCUCCCUCUUCGCCCCGGCCACCUAGGUCAGAUCCAUACGAAACCGCUAUCAUGCCCAUCAGCAGCCUGCAGGACGUCUCAUACCUCACCCGGCCGCCCCGCCUACCCCUACCCAUAGAGGAAGAGGUGCACACGCCCGGAUCGCCGAUAAUUGCGCCAACUGACGUUGAUGACCCGAUUGACAAUGUCGACGGCCUGGACUCUGGCGUACUGCCUCGGCCGUCCUCGACCCUGAGUAACAACUCAACCAUUGAGGACGAGGACCUUGAAGAGCUGCGUGUUGAUAAGACGAGACCCACGGUUCCUACGAGACUCGAAUGGCUACGCGGCGGUGACAAGGUCUAUGUGACUGGAACCAUCUUUCAGUGGAACCGCAAGACCCGCCUACAUCCAGUGGAGGGUCGGCCGGGUGCCUUCUCGGCCACGGUCAAUAUUCUCCCAGGAACACACCAUGUACGUUUUCUUGUGGAUGGUCAGAUGCAGACCUCGCCCGACUUGCCUACGACGGUAGACUUUGGCAAUAACCUGGUCAACUACAUCGAAGUGAAUCCCGACGACCUGCUGUCCGAUGCUCCAGAGACAUCUGGCGCGCCCGCAGGGACCGAUGCGCAGCAGGCUGCUCAGAUAAAUCGUUCCGCGUCGUCUGAAGACCAGGCAAAUAAACUGCCAAAAGACAGGGAUGUGCCUCCAGUGGACCAGUUCGCUGACAAGAUUCCCAAAUACCUCAUCGAUUUCGACCAGCCCGAAGAUACGCCAGCGUAUCAUAAUGCUGUCACAGCUAUCGACAAGCUUCCAACCCCGCCUGCUCUCCCAGGGUUCCUCGGCAAGCCCAUACUUAACGCUGCCACUCUGAUUAAGGACGACAACAGUGUGCUAAACAUGCCAAACCAUACCGUUCUGAACCACCUGGCUACCAGCAGUAUCAAGAACAAUGUUUUGGCUGUUUCGGCAACGACAAGAUACAAGAGCAAGUAUGUGACUACUAUCAUGUAUAAGCCAACGACUAUGGAAGGUAUUUGA
Messenger RNA from Lasiosphaeria miniovina, 1374 nucleotides. RefSeq lists its product as uncharacterized. Lineage: Eukaryota; Fungi; Ascomycota; Sordariomycetes; Sordariales; Lasiosphaeriaceae. The transcript has 3 exons. Gene Ontology annotation, cellular component: nucleus; cytoplasm; nucleotide-activated protein kinase complex. The record is from RefSeq and is a predicted model, not a curated record. Bases 1 to 1374 code for a protein of 457 amino acids. Gene Ontology annotation, molecular function: protein kinase binding. Gene Ontology annotation, biological process: signal transduction.